Astrephomene gubernaculifera is the source of this 4226-nucleotide messenger RNA. NCBI's taxonomy places the organism in Eukaryota, Viridiplantae, Chlorophyta, Chlorophyceae, Chlamydomonadales, Astrephomenaceae. The record is from the annotation of a GenBank genome assembly.
UUAUAUUAACUUUAUCACAUUCGUUGGCCUAUAUACGCUUUCUAUGCUCCGAACGUGAAAAGACCCUUGCCAAACCUACCUUGUCCAUGCAAAUGGUAUGUAGAGCUCGAUCUUUUACGACCACGACAACAUGUCUUAUGUUUAACUUCGCCUUAUAGUGGAGGGAUUGUUUCAUGGAUCUUGUCGAGGCUUUUGUUGCCCGCUCCGGUGUGGGCCAUGGAGCGCUGGACUUCGUAGAACGCAUCGAGACCGGAGCUCAGGGCGAUUUGGUGAUUAUUGAUCCACCGCUAUCCAGCACAGGCGCGAGUGCAGAAGCUCCGCAGCUCUUCAUUGAUACGGCAAUUCGGCAGGCCUCCAGGGGUCGUGGCCCUGUAGUGUGCGUGGCAGCUUCCAAUGAUGUGGUCCUCGUCGCGACGGCGCGAGGCUACCUGCUGCGGUACAGCUGGGACGAGUACGGCAACGAAAAGGUAGCGGAGGUGGAGGUGCUGCCGCCCAAGCAGCAGUCCGACCACCGCAUCACCGCCCUCUUCACCGACCCAUGGGCCAACCAUGUGCUGCUGGCGGUGCGCAGUACGACAGCAGCGACAGCGGCAGGGGCAGGGGCGGGAGGCGCGGGAGGAGGCGCGGGAGGAGGCGCGGGGGGGCCCUCGGAGGUGUACUACGUGCACAGGCGGUGGACCCGGGCUCGCGCCCUGCCCGAGUUGAAGAGCGGCGCGGGGGCAGCUGCCGUGGGGGGUCUCGGGGCGCUGACGGCGGUUGGGUGGUGCCUGAGCCAGGAGGACGCCACCUCCGCUGUCGCGCCCCCCGCCACCAGCAGCAGCGGCUGGGGAGGCUGGGGAGGAGGAGGAGGUGGAGGGGGCUCUGCAGCCGGCAGUACGGCAGCUCCCGGGGAGAGCUGUACGGGUCCCAUCCUGCUAGGCACCGAGUCGGGUGCGCUGCUGGAAGCCGUACUGGACGAGCGAUCCAAGAAGCCCGAGGCCGUACAGCCGCGCACGCUGAUAGAGCCGCUGCCAGCAGCGGCAGCAGCGGGGGGAGGAGGAGGCAAGGACCGCCUUCGGGGUCGUCACUCCCAGUCCCCGGCAGCGCCCACCGGCUCCGCCGCCGCCACCUUCACUGCCUCCAUCGCCACCCCACAUGCCUUCACAAGUCUCUACCAGGUAUCCAUACCUGCUACCGCUGGUGCUGGUGGUGCUGGUGGUGCUGGUGGUGCUGGUGGUGGUGGUGGUGGUGCCACCGCUAGCGGAGGAGGAGGAGGAGGCGGAAGUCGUAAGGCCCUUUUAGCCGCUACUCCCUCUCAUCUGCGGAUCUGGAUCACCCCACCCACAUCCUCCUCCUCCUCCUCCUCAUCCUUUCCAAACGCGGCAGCCACUUGCAGCGUCUGGCAAGCCUUCUUUCUACUUUCUAACCAACAGCUCACAAGCAGCAGCAGCAGUAGCAGGGGUUCGGCAGCUGCGGCGGCUUCGCCGCCGCCACCGUUGGCGGUUAUCGAGGCGGUUGUUCCGUCUCCGUACAGCCAGUUGCAGCUGUGGUGGCCGGAAAGGCUGUCUGAGCUGCCCACUCGGUUUGCAUGGCUGGUGGGGGGAGUGGUGUAUCAUGGGGACCUGGAUUGGGAGGCUGCAGUGGCUGCUGCUGAUGCUGCUACUGCGGCGGCGGCGGGGGUUGUAAGGGGCGGCAAGGCUGCUGCCGCUGCCGCUGCUGUCACUGCCGCUGCUUCAGCCGGUGCCGGUGCCAGUGGUGGUGCUGGGGCUUCCUCGGCGCUCUUGGCGCCUGCUGGAGGUGGUAGAGGAGGAGGAGGCGGAGGAAGUGUGUUGUCGGGUGUGGUGAGCCUGCCGUUGGAGGAAGCGGGACCGGAAGAGUCACCAGCCGGCAUGGCCGGUGCUGGCGGCGCACGCAGUCUGGUGCUUACCGAAUACCACCACCUGCUGCUGUUGCCCGGGGAUCGGUUGCGGUUGGUUAACCGAGUCAACGGUCGUACGGUGGUGGAGCGAGCCCUUCGUUCGCCGCUCACUCGCUGCGUGACAGGGGAGACGAGUCGGGAGAUCGACGGUUUGGUCCGUGACCCCGUCAGCGGUACGACACUCAUGGCGGUUGACGAGACGCUGUACGACAUUAGUCUGCAGCACGAGGGACGCGGCAUGUGGAGGGUGUAUCUGGAACUGCAGGACUGGGAUGCCGCCCUGCGCUGCUGCUCCGGCCCCACCCAGCGGGACGAGGUGCAUCGGGGGAGGGCGGAGGCGGCGGUGGCGGCGGGGGACUUCCGUACGGCUGCCGUACACUUUGCAAAGAUCACGGACGGCCGCCCAGCCUUCGAGGACCUCGCGCUGCUGCUCUCCGAGUGCGGAGACCCUGCUGCACUGCUUGCCUUCCUGUCCACCAAGCUAGCUACCCUGGCAGGAGUGGCAGCGGCAGCUGCUGCAGUGGCAGCUGGGGGAGGCGGCGGCGGCGGAGGUGGUGGUGGUGCUUUCAGCGCGGGUGUUACCACCGGAAGUAGCGGUGUGGGAGCAGCAGCAGCAGCAGGGGCAGCGGGAGCAGGGGGUCCUGAGAGGGCCCAGUGCACGCUGCUGGCCGCAUGGCUCACGGAGCUGUACCUGGAUGGGAUCAACAGGGCGCUGCUGGAGUCCGGCGGCGAGGCGGGCGAGGGCUACCAUACGGCGGUGGCCGCCCUGCGCACCCACCUCAGCGACUGGGUGCAUGUGAUGGAUGCGGGUACGACCGUGUCCCUGCUCUCCAGCUACGGCCGGCUGGACGAGCUGUUGCAGCUGGCUCAGCUGAGGGGAGACCACGAAGGCCUUAUCGAGCAGCUCAUGGCGCGACCGCAGCCGGGGGGAGCUGUCAGGGCACUUGCCGUACUUCGUUCCCCCGCUGUGAGUCGCGAGCUGGUCUAUAAGUUUGCUCCUGGGUUGGUGGCGGCGGCAGCGGAGGAGGCGGUGGAUUUCUUCAUUGCGGAGCGACCCCCCCUGGACCCCCGGCGGUUGCUACCCGCGUUGCUGCGGUACGGCGAGCCGGACUCGCAACCCGCUGCACGACGUCACGUGCUGCGGUAUGUGGAGUUCGCAAUCGACGUGCUCGGCUCGACUGACAGCGUCGUACACAACCUCGCCGUAGCGCUGUACAGCAUGGCUCCUGGAGAGGAAGGCGAAGCGUCGCUCCUACGCUACCUCACUCGGGCGGGAAGAGGAGGAGUCGCGGGCGGUUUCGGCGGCGGUACGACAUUCAUUCCUUUGUACGACACGCAGUAUGCGUUACGGUUGGCGCAGGAAUGCAAUAAACCGCGAGCUGCCGUACGGCUGAUGUGUCAGUUGGGCAUGUACCCGGAUGCCGUACGCGCCGCCCUGGCUCUCGAUUUGGGUCUGGCCAAGGGCAUUGCGGGGGAGCCUGAUCAGGACGACGCACUGAGGAGGAAGCUGUGGCUGCAGGUCGCCAGGCAUGUGGUGCAGAGCGGCAGCAAAGCAGCAGCAGCUGCUGCUAGUGCUGCUGCUGCUGCUGGUGCUUCCGCCAGCGGCACCACCACUGCUUCCACUGCUCCGGGCGGUAAUGCAGAGCAGGCGGGGUCAGGGCCCGGUGAGGAGGACGCCAGUACGGCACACAUCCGUACGGCGGUGGAGUUCCUGCGUGAGGCGGACGGGCUGCUGCGUAUUGAGGACAUCCUGCCCUUCUUCCCGGACUUUGUGACCAUAGACAGCUUCCAGGCUGCCAUCUGCGACUCCCUGGAGCGCUACGGGGCCGCCAUCGCGGGGCUCAAGGCCGACAUGGCGGAGGCCACCGGCAUUGCGGAGGCGCUGCGGAGCGACAUUGCGCUGCUGGGGAACAGGUCCGCCGCCGUGUCUCUGAGUCAGCCCUGCAGCCGCUGCGGCAGAGCCAUCGGGGAGGCGGCUCCACUCACCAGCCUGCCUCAGGGCGGUGCGCUGCCACCCUUCUACGUCUUCCCCACCGGCUGCGCCUACCACGUGGCGUGCUGCGCGGCGGAGGUAACGGAGCUGGCGGCGCCGCCGCUGAGGAAGAAGAUCCACACGCUAAUGGCACGGUUAGCUCGAGUGCGACACGGCUCCGAAACCGCCCCUCCGUACGGCGGUCAGCCGGCUGCCUCGGUGGCCUCUCUUCAGGAGGCGCUAGCGGCGGCGAUUGGGGGCGAGGACCCGCGGAAUGGGGAGUUGGUUGUACGGCUGAUUGAGACUCCGUUUGUGUACGACAGUGAUAAAGCGGAGGCGGAGAGCUGGGCGAUCUGA